AUGGACCGUAAUUUACAUCCAUUCAACACAUUGCAGAUGGUAAGGCACCUCACGUGGUAGCCUCGGCCAAAUCAGCAAGGCUCACCCUAAUGGGUACGCGUCCACUCAUUGCAGCAAGGUAUCUGGAGAAGGAAGGAGAAUGGCAGGUGGCUACGGAUGUGUCCUUCACAAUUCCCAGGUUGGAUGAAGGACAAAACGUAGCCAAAAUCCUUCAUGAAAAGGUAACAAAGGAAUUCCCAUUGGGACUGUACGGAACAGUCGACACCUAUGACUGCUUGGAGACCAGCUCCGUGCAAAGUGCACAUGGGAAACAGCAGGACCAACAGAGGGAAGGGGAAUGGCAUAGCUCCGGCGCCUUUUCUCCCAUAAUCGCCAAGAUGCCAGCAAACACCCAACUGAACAGUGGAAUGAUGUGGAGACCAUGGGGAACGGUCACAGCUAUUCCGUACAGUGUCCUUGCGGGCCCGGGGAUCUCAGCAGAACUGCUGGCAGCCUCGGUAGCACAGCUGCUGAGCUCCGGCAUCUUGAAUGGAGACAGUGAUCUAGAAGCCAAAGCUUUCACCAUGGAUCUGGACAGGUUCUAUAGAAGCGACUAUUCGGAGGAUGACAUGGAAGAAUGACAGGAAGAUGGAGUCACCUCAAAGUCGGCCUUCUUAAUGGACCUAGGAACCAGCGGAAGCAUUGGAGAAUACCAAAUAGUUGACG
Molecule: messenger RNA, 705 nt
Organism: Chara braunii
Lineage: Eukaryota; Viridiplantae; Streptophyta; Charophyceae; Charales; Characeae
Source: the annotation of a GenBank genome assembly